GAGCCCAGCAGGGCCGCCGCUGGUGAGCACCCACUUUUACAGAGUCCCGAACAGCGACCGCGUCAAUCCAUCUCAAACCGAAUCAGUCUUCACCUCGAACGCAACGCCGGCGCCGAGCAGCGCAUCAGCCUUCCGCCAUCGGUUCGCGCCACACCUUCACCCUCGCCGGUCGAGGCUUGCUAUCCAGGGCCAUCCUUUUUGCGGCAACAGCCCCCAUCCCAGCACCUCUUCUCCGUGUCCGAAUUCCGAAAAACCAGAAGCCACAGCCAGAGCAUCUCGUCACGUCUUCGAGUACCAUUCGGUCUCAGUUUUGAUCAAUCGACAGCGAAACACCAGAGGGGAGACAGCAAAGGAAAAGGGAAAGGCAAAGAAGUCAUGGCGCCACCACCAUUACCGUCCCAGCCGGACAACAAUGUCGGCGCAGGAGAUCGUUACUCCCGCGACCUGGAACGUGGGCCGGACGUGGCCAACCCGCGUCUGUCCAUGGCCUCCCGCAUGUCAGGCAUCGGCUCCGAAAUGUCAUCUGACUCCUCCAUCAUGGGCGACCCAGAUGAGCAACCUGACAAUGGCGAGGAAUGGGGCCCCCAACAUCCCUGCUACCCACAUCUGAACCCUCACGUGCCGAUAGACUCGCCAGAAUACACCACCACACGUAUAAUCCGCAUCCGUAGGGACUGGCUGUUGGAAGGUGACCUCGCCCCGACGUUCUCCAACCUCUACCCGGACAUCUUGGACCCAGCAGGAGUAAGCGAGCAGGAAUUUAGGAGAGUAAUAGAAAAACUCAACAGCGAGCUCGUGCCGGCCUUUAGCGCGUACAACUGGAGGAACAUUUUGGACGGUGUACUCGGUUUGGCGACGGGGUGGUUGUGGGAUGACUUUGGACUUACGGGGGUGAAGAGCAGGCUGAAGGGGUUGGAGAAGUGGAUUGAAGAGUGGAAUAAGGAGAUGGAGAAGACGGUGAGGGCGGAUCACCCUGGGGAUGAGGGGGGGAAUGUGAUCCCGCCCAAGAUUGUGCCGUUGAGGAGGACGGGGUACAUGAGUCUUGAUAUUCAAAUCCCCGAUCCAGAAAUCGCCCCGGCGUCGCCUACCAUGUCUGGGGCCUCGGGUGGUGAGGGUGAUGGGCAACCGCAAGUACCAGACUUGACGGUUCCUCCUCCUGCUUUGACUGCUUAG
This is a messenger RNA of Podospora anserina S mat+, 1173 nucleotides long. RefSeq lists its product as uncharacterized. NCBI's taxonomy places the organism in Eukaryota, Fungi, Ascomycota, Sordariomycetes, Sordariales, Podosporaceae. The record is from RefSeq and is a predicted model, not a curated record. The transcript has 2 exons. Gene Ontology annotation, cellular component: extrinsic component of endoplasmic reticulum membrane; endoplasmic reticulum palmitoyltransferase complex. Gene Ontology annotation, biological process: peptidyl-L-cysteine S-palmitoylation; protein targeting to membrane. The annotation marks the transcript as partial.